AUGUAUCGCUACAACAAAGUUCUAGAUGCAACACUCAUUGCAUUAGUCUCCUUUCAUUUAGUUAUAUCCCCAUUCACCAAAGUGGAAGAGUCGUUCAAUAUCCAAGCAAUUCAUGAUAUCUUGAAAUUUGGUAUUUUCCCACUUGAGACAAUUGACAAUUAUGACCACAAACAAUUUCCUGGUGUCGUUCCAAGAACAUUUCUUGGAAGUCUUGUUGUGGCUGGAUUAGCAAAACCAAUAUUAUUGUUAAGUUCUGCAUUUGGGUUUGAAAUUGAGGGUUACGAGUUGCAAAAAUUGGUACGUGCCGUUUUGGGACUCGUUAAUGUACUUAUGUUGAUUCGCUUGAGAGAUAGCAUAAAUAAGAUAACCUUUAGCGACAAGAAAAGUAAAAGAAAAGGUUUGAUUGGUUUCUGGUAUACGACUCUUUUAUUGUCCCAAUUCCAUUUGCUUUACUAUUCGUCGCGUACUUUGCCCAACUUUAUUGCCUUACCAUUGGUCAAUUUUUCUCUUAGCAAAAUCAUUCAAGGCGAUUUAUCGGGUCUUACAUGGUUAGCAUUUACAGGUAUUGUUUUUCGAUUAGAAGUAGGAUUGUUUGGAUUAAUCAUCGCAAUUGUGUCGUCGUUGGGUUUUGGCCAAUCUAACAUUUUUGGUAACAUUAUUUACUUGGCCAUGGGUACUUUACUAGGUGGAUUUACCAGUUUUUGUAUUGACUCCUAUUUUUGGGGCAGACCUUUGAUUCCUGAAAUAGACUCCUUUAUUUUUAAUAUUGUUCAAGGAAAAUCUACCGAAUGGGGAACAGAGCCAUGGGAUACAUAUUUCAAAAAGUACUUGUUUCAAUUAUUCAGGCCACCAGUUAUAUUGAUGUUGGCUAUUCCAGGAUUAAUUAAUGAUCCAGCCAAUGAUGGUACCAAAUUUGGAGAUAAGAAAUCUGUCCCCCACCCUGCAAGGUAUUCAUUGCGUAUUUUGUUCAUCUCCUCUAUUUUGUUUAUUGCUGCAAUGUCUUUCCAACCUCACAAAGAAUGGAGAUUCAUUGUUUAUACUAUUCCAAUUUUCACAUUACAAGCUGCAAAUGGAGUAACAAACAUUUGUCAAAAAUGGGGGUUAAGCGUUCUCAACAAGGUAUUGAUUUUUAUUAUUGGGGCAAAUGUUAUUAUUAGUUCUUUAUUGUCGUUGCACAUGGGCUAUAUUUCUAGUUUCAAUUACCCAGGCGGUGACGCUUUACAAUUCACAAACAAUUAUAUUUUGGAAAACUACAAAAAUGAAACCGUGUCUGUUCACAUGGAUGUUCCAGCGUGUAUGACUGGAAUUACUAGAUUUGGAGAAUUGGAUGGUAAAUUUGCUAGUUAUGAUAAGAGCGAACAAGAUUUUGAUAUCACUAACUACGAUAUUAUAAUUACUCACAACGAAGUCCCAAACUGGGAGUUAUUACAUUCAUCAAGAGUGUUUGAUGGAAUUUCUCUCAGAAUGUUUAUACAAAUCUUUAUGGCUCAAAGAAAAGACAGACUGACCAUCUUUAACAUUACAAAAUUAAUAUUAAGUGAAUUUGCUCAAGGAGAAUUUGGAACAGUUCAUGAUAUGUUGAGGUCAACCAUCACAACGGUCGAGUAUUUAAACGUUUACAAAAAUGUGAAUAAAAACCCACAUAUGGUACAAGGUGUGCCAGAAACAAAGAUUAUCGACCAAGAGAUUGAUCCUGAGGAAAUUCGACAAGAUGUAAACGAGCAGAUAGACAAGUUUGAAAGUGCUGUAUUAUAA
Candida albicans SC5314 is the source of this 1755-nucleotide messenger RNA. RefSeq names its product dolichyl-P-Man:Man(7)GlcNAc(2)-PP-dolichol alpha-1,6-mannosyltransferase (gene ECM39). The coding region runs from base 1 to 1755 and encodes 584 amino acids. The transcript has a single exon. NCBI's taxonomy places the organism in Eukaryota, Fungi, Ascomycota, Pichiomycetes, Serinales, Debaryomycetaceae. The record is from RefSeq and is a predicted model, not a curated record. Gene Ontology annotation, cellular component: endoplasmic reticulum membrane. Gene Ontology annotation, molecular function: alpha-1,6-mannosyltransferase activity. Gene Ontology annotation, biological process: protein N-linked glycosylation.